This is a messenger RNA of Macrobrachium nipponense, 4913 nucleotides long. Its product is annotated as leucine-rich repeat-containing protein 24-like. Bases 1153 to 3258 code for a protein of 701 amino acids. The record is from RefSeq and is a predicted model, not a curated record. Gene Ontology annotation, molecular function: protein binding. The transcript is spliced from 3 exons. Gene Ontology annotation, cellular component: extracellular matrix. NCBI's taxonomy places the organism in Eukaryota, Metazoa, Arthropoda, Malacostraca, Decapoda, Palaemonidae.
UCGUGAAAGGUCGUUCUCUGCUCCUGCGUGACACUUUACGAACUCUGCGUCGGUUUCAUUCCUUUUUUUUUUUUUUUAUUAUUUAUUUUUAUUUCUUGGCCAACUGAACCAUCUUUUGCAAACUGUCUGUGCAAAGGAACUACACAGCGCGAGACAGACUUUUGAGUUUGAGUUCCAGUUCAGAGAAAUGUUUGAAAAGAAAAAGUUUUUACAUAACAGACGAUGUGUAAUAUUUGCGAUGGAUUAAAACGCUCGGGUGAUAAUUAUUCUUUAGAGGAACAACUUGAAAACUGAGGAUACGAAACGACCUGAUUGAGAACACAGCCCUGCUAGUCGUACUUUCUUGUAAGGAGUGCGUUCAACAACACGAAUAUUGGAAUGAAAAAAUUCUGUCGCUAAGGGGCUGAUGUGGCAGAAUGUUUGAGCAAGAAAUAAGAACAUCUCGGCAGAGAAUGACUCCCAUCGUAUCAACUUUCAGAGGCAUAUGACGAGUGUCAUGAAAUGACUACAAAAGGAACCACUACAUUAUUAGUUACGAUGACAUUCCUCUCAUCGUAGCCGAGUGAAUUCCAAUUAUCAGUGACCUCACCAAAACUCUUAGCGACCACAAAUUGUGAUGUAAAAAUCUAAAAAUUAGCAUUCAGAAACAGGUAGAAAAUGUGACGAGUAGAAUGAAAAUAACUUUGCAAAUGAAUCUGUUCCUAACUUUCAGAAGCAGUAGUUGAUUUCAUUAAGAUUCAGGGAAUUGCAUCCACCGAUGUCAACAAGUCAAGAGACUGCAUGAAUCACUGCUAUGCAAAGUAUUCCUCUUUCACUGUUUCAGCAGCCGUUACCACCCCAGCCACCACCAUUAACUUCUCCUGAAGUAUUUAUGGAGACUGGUGACGUCAGUGGUGAUGGUGUGUUGUUAAGUGGAUGGGAAAACCUUUCGAAGUUCGUCGUGAGUUUUAAACAUGUGUAUUUCAUUUACUGUGAGAGCAUUACAAGUAGCCUGCGAUGAAGUGCCUAGAAAAAGGUACUGCUUUAUCAGUGAGUGAUUUUCCUUUUGAAUUUCUCGCCCUUGCAGCAAAUUGUAGCAUGUGAUGGAGUGGUGGUUAUCAAUUUCAGUAUAAAGGAGACCAUGAAAGUCAUUAAAAGACAAUUGCUUCAAACAUGAGCCCGACGGGCACAUUUAGAACGCUAGCUUUCUUGCUGGCAAUUGCUGUUCUAGCUGUCUCUGCUAGUGACUGCCCUACUUUUUGUUCUUGUAAAUGGAAACAGGGUAAGCAGACAGCAGAAUGUGUAAACAAACAACUAAUGACUUUACCCCCUAAUUUAGAUCCUGCAACCCAGGCCUUGGACAUUUCUUUAAACAAAAUUCAAAGACUCCCAAGUAGAAGUUUCGCACAGGAAGGCCUAAUAAAUCUUCAGAAAAUAUUCUUACAAAAUAACAACCUUCACGAAAUUGAUAUUGAAGCAUUUAUUUCCCUUACAAACUUAGUAAUGCUUGACCUAAGUAAGAAUGAACUUAAGCAAAUACCAGUCUAUGCUUUUCAACACACACCAGCAUUAAUGGAGUUAUAUCUCAGUGGAAAUUCAUUACAACAUAUCGAUUCGGAUGCCUUUAAAUACCUUGAAUCUCUUAAAACACUAGACAUUAGUGACUGUCAUAUUUCUAAGAUUGAUGCCAGUGCAUUUGAGCCACUUACCAAACUGGAAAAGUUGAAACUUCAUGGCAAUAGACUGACAGAACUGAAACCCCGCCUUGUAGAAAGUUUGCAGAAUUUGCAUGCAGUAACAGUCCAUGAUAAUCCAUGGACCUGUGAUUGCCGUCUAAGAAAGUUAAGAGAAUGGCUAGUAGAGAAAAGAGUGCCCCAUGUGGAAUCUCCUGCCUGUGCAACUCCUCUCAGAAUAAAGGAUGAGAGGUUCAGUGACUUGAAAGAGGAAGAGUUUGCUUGUCCUCCCGAGAUCCUCCCAACUAGAAGAACAGUGGACAGUGCAGAAGGAGAAAAUGCUACUUUAUGGUGUCCUGUAGGGGGAUUGCCAACGCCUCGGGUAUCUUGGUAUGUCAGAGAAUUACCCGUUUCUAAUGGUUCAUUGAUUUCUGAAGGAGGAGCUCAUGGUUUCAUUUUAGAUGAAGCUAGUGAAGAACGUGGUAGCUUAUUAUUUAUCACUGACGCCAAAGUUCAAGACUCAGGGCUAGCUGUCAAGUGUACAGCAACAAAUGCUGCAGGCAGUGCCAGUGCUACUUUUGAGUUGAGUAUUGCACCUGGAUCUUCAGGAUUUGCAGGCUUAUCUAUAGAUAAAAUAGCAGCUAUUGCUGCAGUAUUAGUAGUUGUGCUAGUUAUUCUCAUUGGUGUGUUUAUCAUUGUUGUUCGACGUCGAAACUCUCACACACCUGUGCCUAUUAAAACUGUUAGUGUAAACGGAGCCACAGAAACUCGCAUAGCUGACUUACCAUAUACUCCCUCAGCAUUUGUUGGCGGUUCUGUCAUAGCAACAUCAGACAAUCCAGAUUUACUCUGUGAAGCUGAUUACAACUCUGAUGAAGAAGUUGGGGGAAUAUGUACAGCAGAUGAAGGAAGUGAACAUUCUGUAUGUAGCGGAACUCCGAGACUUGCUAGUCAGGAUCGCAGUCAUGCAGUAUCUUUAGACAGUGAUGACCAUAAAACAUCUCUAGGAAGAUGUCCUUUUGAAACUAUGUGGGAACCAGAAAGAGUUCAUGCUGUAUUAGACUCAGCAGCACCAGAGCAUGUCAUGCACAGAUCACUUCAUGAGCCUCUUACUCCAACCUGUGAUGCUCUUGUACAACAACGACUUCAGUCUUCAUCCCAACGUCACCUCAACCACAGGCUUUCAUAUCUUCCAGAUUUUGCCCCAGAUUACUCAGAGCUAUACUCAUUUAGCCAAAUUGGUCCUGGACAGACAUAUACCUCAGUAAGUGGAGUACCUGUUCCUCAUUAUGGGACAAUACCUCGUUCAAUGAAAAUGAGAUCAAGUGCCCCCGAAAUUAUUCCUGGGGAUGGGACUCCUACAAUGACCAGACAUCCCCGAGCCUGGCAUUUUGGCUCUGAGGGAACACCUCUAAUUGCACAAGAACAAAGAAGGUCUAGUGGUACCCCAAUGUUAAGUGCACCAGCUCCAGCUCCAACUCCUACCACCACCUCAGCCACUACUUAUCUACCAACACAACCUCUCCAGAGUCACAGCAGCAAAUUGAGUCGUAUCACAGCACGGGAUUCACCUGAUGAAGGAUACCAAGAAGGUGCAGAUGUGUGAUGGCAUUCUUGACCAAAUUUUUCUAAUUAGAAAAAAUGUUUAAUAUUUACCUGACAUAUGUUGCUAUCAAAGUGUUUUUGUGUAAUUUUAAUCUGUGAAAAACAGUAUGUGACACUUGAUCAAAGCGUGACCCAUUAAUCAAGAGAAGUAUAGUAUCCAUUGGAAGUGUAUAUAUAAAAAUGGAAACAAUUCUAAGAGAGUAAUGUUGUAAUACUGUAAAAUAACACACAGAACUUUAGCAUGCCUAUCUCUCCAAUGGUUGAGAAAUGGUGUUAUUUGGUCUGUAGUUCUUCCUAUAGAUUUUAAUAAGUGUCAGUUUAAAUGCCCUUCCCGGUGUUUACAGCCGCUCUUAAACUACCAUGUGUUGGCACCAUGUGCUAUUUAAAACUAUUCUUUAGACAUGAGAAAAAAAUAUCUACAAUUUACACUGGGACACUAAUGAUUGGUAGUUAGGGAGCAGCUUUAUAGAAAAGACGGUUCAGUCUAGAGCUUCCAGUAGACAAGAAGGUCUCAAGAUUCUACCCAAUCAGAACACCUGAAUUGUUCACUCAUUGAAUUUCUCGAGUUCUGAUUGGCAAGGAUCGGCCUUCUUGUCAACAAUAGGGAAAGAUGUGGUAGUUGAUAUUUUUAUAUGAUUUAGUACUCAUACAUUAUCAUGACAAUAGGGCUAGGCAUAUUUUGUGCUUCUGUCAUUCAGUAUAUAAAAUUCAAUGUUUUCAUGGAUAUUGCAAUGUUUUCUACUACUUGGGAGUAAAGUAGUGGGUUUUCAAACGUCUUUAUCACCAAAGGUACCACUCACACCCACUGAUGGUUUCUAAAAUAGCAGAUAUUGUUGAAAGAGGAAGCAAGAAAUGUUAGCAGGUAGAGGCACUUUGCUUUGCGGAUCAGUUCCCUGUGGAAGGUAAAAGGAUUAGGAUUGUGUGAAAGUUGUUCCAUCAGUUGCCACAUCUUUCCAAGUGACAUAUUCCAAACAUAAGUUAGCUUUACUUAAUUAUGCUGAUGUCAACCCAAUGAAGGAUGUGCAUGGCGUAUAUGUGAUGGUAAUGCAUGGCAGUUUUCUAUCUCAGACUCAUAUAUUUUAUACAACUUUAGUUCAUUACAAGUUAUACGAUAUCAAUUACCUAACAAUCUUGAUUUUUGGCAUGACGUUCUGCUGUAAGUGGCAAGAUUACCUGUUACUGUAUUAGCCAUUGAUUUCUUCUUCAAGGUCAUUUUAGUUACACAGUUGGUCAAGUCAUUCAUGCUUUAGGUCUCAUUUUCUCUUGAUCAUCUUUCCCAGGCAUGCUUUGCCCAGUUAACAUAAGAGGAAUGACCUGAAAAAAGUAAACAAAUAGUCGUGGCAAUUUUUUUACAUGAAGUGAAGGCCUAAAUGAGUAAGGAUUUGGCCAUACUGAAUUCACAGUUCCAAAAUUUGCAUAGAAGUUCUCUUGAUGUUGAAGGUUUCAUUCAGUGGGUUACCGUGAAUCUAAAAAUGAGUGGUUGGAAGAAAGACACAAAGAUUGUUGCAACUAACUUUCCUUAUUGAUUUCUUCAUAUUUCUUGCACUUGGCUCUUAAGUCUUUGUGGUGACAAGAAAUUGCAAAAAAGUGUGAAGGAUUUCAGGAUUGAAGAGGGCAUUGUGGCUGUGGCUAUUACAAUUACACACACACACACAU